This is a messenger RNA of Spirodela intermedia, 617 nucleotides long. NCBI's taxonomy places the organism in Eukaryota, Viridiplantae, Streptophyta, Magnoliopsida, Alismatales, Araceae. The record is from the annotation of a GenBank genome assembly.
AUGGACACGAGUAAUCGGGAAAUUUACAGAAAAGUCCUUCGGUCGGAUCCCCCCGGCCGCCGACGGCCAGAGAUAGAGGGAAAGGCCGCCAAGUCAGCAGCACGUGCCAACAUUCCCCCACCCGCGGCGCGUCCCAAUUGCCGUCCGUUCUGGUGUCCCGCGGGAGAAGAGAACAGGGGGCCGACUGUCCUCUAGCCCUUGUUACGGGCACUGGGGAGACGGGGGAUCACUAAUUAAUCAGCCUCAAGCUUGGCUUAACGUGAAUCCCCUCUUAUGCUUUUGGUGAGAUUCUCAUCAUGCAUAAGGGCGGAGGAUCUUUAGCUUCUCUCUCUCUCUCUCUCUUCCUUAGUGCAGAAGACCCAGAGUCCUAGAAGAAGCCAUCUCCCCACGGGGAUGGGGCGGAGGUGGGCAGCUUUACAGGUUCGCUUUACUCAGCUUCCACGGAUGGAUGGGGAAGACCUCUCUGGAGCUCUCUGUAAUCUCCAGUAUUAAAAAAACGUAGAACAGAAUAACCAGAGCCCCUCUCUCCCUCUCUCUCUCUCUCUCUCUCUCUCUCUCUCUCUCUCCGGGUGUCGCAACGGGGUCGUCUUGAAAUGAAGAGAGGAAUUGAACCGUAG